ACAAGGUGUAUUAUGGGCAAUGUGGAAGUGGCGGUACGUAAACAAAUUUUUUCCGCCUCGAAGUCCACGGGUGUCCAAGAUUUCUGAUUCAAGAUGGCUGACGAUUCGCUGAAUUCCUCUGUGCGUGAGCCGCUUACUAUCGAAACCACUACCUGUAGGCCAACAUGCAGACGUCCACUCAACGGCACCAAGAUAAAAUUCACAUUUGUUAGUUUGGUUUUUCAGUUUAGUCUUAUUGUACUGUUUAUGGUGCUAGUCGACUAUGGUGAACAAUCCCUCCCAUCUCCAGUCGACCAGCGCCCGAUGGCUAAAAGCGACAAAAGUGCAGGAAACAGAGACGAAAACGAACGGGCCUUCAAUGACAUAUCGAUCUAUUAUCCAAGUAAGUGUCUCAGAUCAUGUCAGGCAGUGUUUUUAUUUCGAGUAUGUUUCGGUGCUAAAGACCCUGACUCCAUUUACCCUGGCUCCGACCAGAGCUCCGUUCUCAAAAUACCUAGGAUCGGAUAGUCCUUGCUCUAAAACGUUUUCGCUGCUUGCGACCCAUCAGAAAUUAGGAAAGAAUAGAAAACCUCCGCCACGAGGGUAAGCUGAAAACCUCUAGCUGUUAUUCAGUUAUAUUGUU
Messenger RNA from Porites lobata, 622 nucleotides. Lineage: Eukaryota; Metazoa; Cnidaria; Anthozoa; Scleractinia; Poritidae. The record is from the annotation of a GenBank genome assembly.